Molecule: messenger RNA, 738 nt
Organism: Peromyscus maniculatus bairdii (prairie deer mouse)
Lineage: Eukaryota; Metazoa; Chordata; Mammalia; Rodentia; Cricetidae
Source: RefSeq, a predicted model, not a curated record
AUGCCACUGUCUUUCUCUCGAUCAUGCUUCUGGGCCCUUCUGAUGCUGCUGGUAUCAAACCUCCUUUUAUGGGAGAAUGUGGCCUCUGUGCCUUUGAGUAGUGAUGAGAUUGAUAAUGAUCAGCUAUACCUCAAGGAACUGUUUGAUCAUGCCCUGAUAUUAUUUCAGAAUAUCAGUAAACUCAACACUGAAAUGCGUAGGACAUAUGUAAGUAUUUCACUUAUCUCUGGCAUGCUUGAGUUUUUUGAGGAUCAGGAGUUUCUGAUCAAGACUCUCACCUGCUGCCACAAUUACUCCAUCAAAACUCCAGAAAACGUGGAUGAAGCCCAAAAGAUCUCUGUUGAAAACUUUCCAAAACUGAUACUCAGUAGAAUGUGGGCUUGGAAUAACACUCUUAAAAACGUACUGCCCAUACUUGAAAAUAGGACAGGAACACAUAAUGACGUCAUAUCAUUAGCCAAAGACAUUGAGAGAAAAAAUGCAGUGCUUUAUGAGGACACCAAGAAUAUACUCAGCUCGAUUUAUGGAAAAACAGAAAAUGUGGAUUACACUGUCUUGACUGGUCUUGAAGACUUACAAUCAUCUGAUGAAGAAUUUCGCCAUUUUGCUCUUUGUAAAUUAUCCUAUUGCUUGCGUGUAGAUAUGAAUAUGGUUGACAUUUGUCUCAAGCUCUUGAGGUGUGUGGUGGUUGGUAAUAGUGACAUUUGCUCAUCUCAAAGAAUUAGAGAUGACUCAUAA